AUGUUGACUCAGCGCCAAGCAUUUCUUUCCGAACAGAAGUCGUUUCGAACUUCACUGAACCGGAACGACGGCUUAGAUCUCCUUCCUGUUGAGCAUCCCCUCAUUCUAAGUCUACCGACUACUCCCGUCGUCAAGAUGAUGUCCCAAUCUCUCCGGGCUUCGGUAAUUUACUACAAACGAAUUGCUUCCGAUCAACAUGCUAACGCGAUUCUCUACCAGCGCUCCCUCUUCACCCGUGCCGCCCGGCAACAGGUCCCGGUCGCUCGCACCUUCCUGACCUCCGCUGUCCGCCGCGCCGACCCCGUCCAGGACCUGUACCUCCGUGAGCUUAAGGCCUACAAGCCCACCCCCAUCAAGGCCGGCGACGCCGACGCCCACGUCCAGAAGUUCGUUCUUCCCCAGGCUCCCGCCUCCCCCGAGGAGUCCAACCUUGCUGCUGAGCUGUCCGCCUACGAGCAGUCCGAGGUUGAGGUUGAGGGCCAGGCCGUCGCUGGUGAGGCCGCCCCCGUCGAGGAGAGCUGGUUUGUUGAGGAGGAAGAGGAGGCUGCUGCUGCCCACUAA
Molecule: messenger RNA, 561 nt
Organism: Penicillium odoratum
Lineage: Eukaryota; Fungi; Ascomycota; Eurotiomycetes; Eurotiales; Aspergillaceae
Product: ATP synthase subunit H
Exons: 2
Coding region: 1-561 (186 amino acids)
Biological process (GO): proton motive force-driven ATP synthesis
Source: RefSeq, a predicted model, not a curated record